ACUAAGGCUUCUCCUGCUUAUUAGCAUUUUGAUUGUACCGCUAGUGUCCACCAGGUGAUACUGAUGUACCAGAGAACAUUUCUCUAACAGCUCAUGAUGUCAUAACUCUUUCUCGGUCAAGGUUAACACCUGUUGAAAAGAAUGUUGCUGUUUCCCAACAGCUUAAACGUCUGUACUCCAUUGUGAACUGCAUUCUGGGAUACGCAAGGCCGUUUCCCAAAACAAAGUUCCAAAUAGUGAACUCCGACAGUUUGGACUUUCAGUUGUAAGAAGUAACUCCUGAGGACAAAAGCCUGUGGCUAUGUCUUAACUCCAAGUAUGAACUUGUGAUCACCAUUGCCAACCAUAAGUCAAAGCAGUAGACCCUACUUGGUCUGACACUCAAGGAACCACUCGUGAACAUUUCUCGUCCUAGCUUCCAAAAAUUGGAACUAGGAACCUCUGUUAGAUAACGCACAGAACAGCGGAAUACUGUCCUUGUUUCACUUUUGACAGCUGAGUGCUGCGUGUGGGCGUGCCAACUACCUUUGUUGCUAUUGUUUUUAAAAUAGCCAGCCAGCUUCCUACAGCGGCGGUUUGGCGUCGUGCGCAACCGCACUCGCCCUCCCACCUCUGCUGUGAACAAUAAGAGGCUUGGGUGUCCGCUGGUGCUGGAAUGCUCGCGCACCUGUACCGGCGCUCUCUCGGUCCUUCUGACGACAACAUAGUUUGGGGACCAGAUAGUGUGUCAAAGUCUUUCGUUUGUCUCUGAGUGGACAGAAAGCAGCCGGAAGUGGAGUAUGACUGAGUUGGACAUCUGGCACGAGGAGCGCGUCUGUCGGGCUUCUGUUAUAGCAGAGAAGCGUUGAAGAUGCGGCCCGGAGAAGAAACUGCGGCAUCGGCGGUGGACGGCAGCCCCCAACUUGGAAUAGAUGCGCUUGAACUUGCUGACAUCGCAGAAUCGGCCAAUGCGGAAGGACCACCAAGCCAAACAGUCGAACCUCAGGUAGAUUCCUUGCUAUGGGAAACAGACGUGAACGACGAUGCCGAGGUCGUCACCCCAUCGCAAAACAUGGACUUCAGCUUCGACUCGGACUACGGGAGCACGCAAUCCAGCACCGCUUUAAGCGGGGACUUAAGCGAACUGAGCAGAAGCUCCCUGGAAAAGACCAGCUCAGUUUCUCCCGUCAACCUCUUUGAGCACACUGUGGACAAGCGUCAGUCCAGCAAAAGGUCAAAAAACAGGCUCGUUUCCAAAAGUAGCAAGAAAGCGCAGAACGGCGUCUCGCCAAAGGACACUGAUGGUGACAAGGAACGCGGAAGCGUACGGUCCCGUCGCAGCGUCACCGAAGAUGUCAGCUGCUGCUUCAGGUCCGUGCAUAAGGGAUGCUUGCAGUGUGUGGAGGAGACGCCAGCCAUGUUGGCGGGACUGGUGCUCUCGAUGGCCUUCUGUGUUAUUAUCAUUGUCCUUAUUCCUACCACGGGAAGGAACAUUAUCGUCCACGUGGGAGCUCUGUCAAUCGUGUGCGUGGUUCUGUGUCUGAGCACCGGCCUGCUGGUGUGCCUGCCAUGGCUGGCCACCGUGAGGCGUUGCGCCGGCGCCCUUGCACUCUUUGUCUGGGGGACGCUGUACAUCACCGCCAUUGUUUUCAUCUUCACGGGAGGACCAGUCACUACGUGGGAGCAGGUGGCCUUCUUUCUCUUCCUGUCCCUGAGUGUCUACACAGUGCUGCCUCUCUCUAUGGCCUGGGCUCUCAUGGUUGGGAUUUGGACCAGUGUUACGCACAUCGUCAUCAUCAGUGUUUACGUCUCGGUAACAAGUCCGGAGACGCCGGACUUGGCGGUGCAGCUAGUGGCUAACGGGAUCCUCUUUGUGUGUGUAAACUGCAUCGGGAUUUUCCACCUGUGGACCACCGAGCACGAUCUCAGGGUCUCCAAACAGAAAAGGGAGGAGUACAGCGCUAUCCGCUCCCGGAAGGAAAUAAGGAAAUACCAGCAGGAGCAGCUCUUGCUGUCGGUCUUGCCACGCUACAUCGCCAUAGAGCUAAAAUCGGAGGUGAUCAAGAGACUGAGCAAGCCCAAGGAAGAUAAAGAAGAAAAUAGUUUCCAUAAUUUCCACAGUCUGUACGUCCGACAGCACAAAGAUGUCAGUAUUCUAUACGCGGACAUUGUGGGUUUCACAAAGUUGGCUAGUAGUUGCUCGCCAGAAGAGCUCGUUGCUGUGCUCAACAAGCUCUUUGGCAGGUUCGACGACAUCGCUAAGAAGAACGGAUGUCUUCGCAUCAAAAUUUUGGGCGACUGCUACUACUGCGUAUCCGGUCUGCCUGAUCCCAUCCCGACGCAUGCUAGCAACUGUGUUCAGAUGGGCUUGGAAAUGUGCACUGCUAUCAGUAAACUACGAGAGGCCACAGAAGUCGAGAUCAGCAUGCGUGUUGGCGUUCACACGGGUAACGUUCUCUCCGGGGUCAUCGGCUUGCAAAAAUGGCAAUACGACGUGUGGUCACAUGACGUGACCUUAGCCAAUCACAUGGAGUCAGGAGGCGUCCCCGGGCGAGUCCACAUCACCGAGGAGACUCUGCGACACUUGAACGGCGCCUACCAAGUAGAGGAUGGCGACGGGGGGAGUCGUGAUCCGCUUUUGAGGGGAAGGCAGACCUACUUGGUGCUUGACCCCAACACUACAAACAGCACGCUACAAAGACCUCAAAUGGGGAACCUUCUCGCCACUGUUGAGAGCAGGAAGCGGGCGUCCAUGCGCAUGACUCAGUACCUCAAGUCGUGGCAGAACAUCCGGCCUUUCGCCGAUCUCAGCAAUCAUCACGGCAAGCCUUCCAAGAAGAUCAACGCCACCACGGCCAACCAGCAGCAGUCAUUGGCCGAAGGACCUCCUUGUCACAACAACCCCUCCUGCUUAUUCGUCGACAACGGCGUGAGGGGAUCACUGGACACGCUGGACAUGGCCAAGAGGAGAGCCAAGAGACUAGACUGUCUGACGUUGCUGUUCAAUGAUGUGAAGCUGGAGAAGCAGUUCCGCCUGUCAGAGGUGAAAGGCCUACACCAGUCCAUGAGCUGCCUAGCCUUGGUCUUUGUCACCCUGUUUGCUGUCCAGAUGCUCGUUUCUGACAAGAACUUUGAAUUAGCCGUGUCCUACGGCGCCUCCUUUCCUGUGCUGGUGAUUCUUUUGUCCUUCACGUUCUGCGGCUACUUGCGGAAAAUGCGUUCCAAGACACCGCGCCGCGUCCAGUGGAUUUCGAGACUGUCUCAAAGCGUCUCGGCCAAGGCGGCGCUGCGGCUGUUUAUCGUCUGCUUGAGUUUGCUCAUCACACUCCUGAUGGCCAUCCUCAAUUUUGUUUUCAUCCCAGGAAACAACUGCACCCAAAUCGACGACAGUAGGGCGUUGGAGGAGCUCAAGCUGUACACCGUGCCCUACUACCUGUACUGCUGCUUGCUGGCCAUGCUGGGAAUAAUCGUUUUCGUCAGGAUUUGUUUGUCGGUGAAGGCUCUGCUCCUCACGCUGGCCGUGGUGGUCUACUUGGCCCUCUUUCUCCACGUGUAUGCCGGCCGCUCCUCCUGCCUGGUCAGCCUCCUGUACAACAACACCACCAAGCCCGGUGUGCUGAAGGACCCUCGGAUCAUGUCCGGCGUUUGGUUGGCUAUCUUCUACAUUGUCUGCCUAAUCCUGGCCAGACAGGACGAGCUGGGCUGCCGCGUGGACUUCCUUUUGGAGCACUGUUUCAAGCUAGAACAAGAGGAGAUGGAGACCGUGGAGAACGUCAACAAGCUUCUCCUUCAGAACGUUCUGCCGCUUCAUGUGGCGUCUUUCUUCAUCGGCAAAACCGUGCGCAACCAGGACCUGUACAGCCAGUCGUACGAGUGCGUGUGCAUCAUGUUCGCCUCGGUGCCUCAGUUUAAGGAAUUUUACAGCGAGAGCAGCUUCAACAGGGACGGUCUGGAGUGUCUGCGACUCCUCAACGAGAUCAUCGCCGACUUUGAUGAGCUGUUAUCCAAGCCGAAAUUUUCAUCCGUGGAGAAGAUCAAGACCAUCGGCAGUACGUACAUGGCGGCCGCGGGACUGACGCAAUCCUGGGACGACCAGAAGAAAUGCGACAUGUCCUACAGUCACGUACGUGCCAUGGUGGAGUUUGCUAUUGCUCUAAUGAACAAACUGGAACUCAUCAACACACACUCCUUCAACAGCUUCAAACUGCGGAUCGGAAUAAACCAGGGCCCGGUCAUCGCCGGAGUCAUUGGGGCUCAUAAACCGCAGUACGACAUUUGGGGGAACUCUGUCAACGUGGCGAGCAGAAUGGACAGCACGGGAGUGCUUGACAGGAUACAGGUGACGGAGGAGACGGCCCAGGUGGUCCAGAGCGUCGGCUACGGCAUCACACUCCGAGGAGUCAUCAACGUCAAGGGCAAAGGAGAGCUGACCACGUACUUUGUCAACACCGAUCAGUCUUCCCCGCAGUUCUGAUGCCACUUGUUUGGACUUUGAAAGGAAGACCGCCGUAGCAGUGGAGCCGAUGUCCCGUCCCACGCGACACCAUGCCUCCGUCUUCCGGAUGAGACGCUAAAUAUGAUCCCGAUCAGUUGAAUGAUCGUGCGAUUUUGUAUUUGCAUAGGAUUUUCAUUUUUCAGAUGUCUCAUCUGUUUGCUGGAUGAAUUUAGAAAUCUAUUUUGAUGAUUUGGUCCAGAUCCGACCAAGGAAACUGCAAAUUAAGCCCUAAAUGUCCAAUACACCUGGACUGGGAGGGGCUAAUGAAUGGACAUUCAUGAGUCCUGGAUCGGACGUUUAUCACCCUGAAUGGCAGUCAAAGAUAAGCAUUCAUAGCCGGCAAGUUUAAAUUAGACGUCUGUCGAUGUCAAUGACAGCCAAUGUUUAAUACAAGAUUUAACAUGAUAAUGCAAAAAAAAUGUCAUAUUUUUGAAAUAUUGUUCUGUACAGUUUGUGUAUUUUUUUAGAGCUGGAUGUACAUUUUGUGGAAACACUAUUUAUGAACCAAGAAAAUAAAAAAAUACAAAUAAUACUCAAGCACAACUUUGAUUUUAUCAAAAACAUAUAUUUAAGUCUUGAUUCAAUGC
Corythoichthys intestinalis (scribbled pipefish) is the source of this 5061-nucleotide messenger RNA. Its product is annotated as adenylate cyclase type 4-like. The transcript has 26 exons. The record is from RefSeq and is a predicted model, not a curated record. Gene Ontology annotation, biological process: adenylate cyclase-inhibiting G protein-coupled receptor signaling pathway; intracellular signal transduction; cAMP biosynthetic process. NCBI's taxonomy places the organism in Eukaryota, Metazoa, Chordata, Actinopteri, Syngnathiformes, Syngnathidae. Gene Ontology annotation, molecular function: adenylate cyclase activity. The coding region runs from base 851 to 4453 and encodes 1200 amino acids. Gene Ontology annotation, cellular component: plasma membrane.